AUGGAGCAUCAACAACCGCAUUUCCUGCAAAACCCCCCGAAGCGGAGAAAACUCGACCUGGGAGAGAGUCUCAGGCCACUCUCCCACGAUGACUACACCAUCGGCUGGGUGUGUGCUCUUGCCAUUGAGGCAGCGGCAGCAAUGGCCAUGCUGGAUCAAAUCCAUCCAGCCUUGCCCACUCACGCGCGAGACAGCAAUUCGUAUACCCUCGGGUCCAUCGGCCGUCAUAAUAUCGUGAUCGCUUGUCUCCCCGCCGGCAUCUAUGGCACCACGUCAGCAGCCACUGUCGCCAGCAAUAUGUUCAUCAGUUUUGGAUCGAUUCAUCAUCUAGUUAUGGUCGGGAUCGGGGGAGGGGUGCCGUCUGCAUCGGUGGAUAUCUGGCUUGGGGAUGUCGUGGUGAGCAUUCCCACUCCCUGCUGCGAGGGCGUGGUGCAAUACGACUAUGGUAAGGCCAUCAGAAAAGGGCACUUUGAGCGCACAGGCACUUUGAAUAAGCCGUCCACUGCCCUUCUGACAGCAGUCAAUAACGUUCGGGCGGCGGACCUCCGCAAUGGCAGCCAGAUACCCGUCCUGAUAUCGGAGAUGUUGGCGCGUAAUCCGCAGAUGGUGGAGACGUUCACGUCUCCCGGCUCUCAGAGAGACCUUCUUUUUGCUUCAGAUUACGAACAUGACCCAGCUGAACCGACCUGCGAGUUUUGCGACCGUGAAAAACUGCUUAUCCGGUCGACACGCAGCUCUGAUCGGCCGGUUGUUCACUACGGCCUGAUCGCAUCCGGAAACCAAGUGAUAAAGCAUGCACAAACCCGCGAUUUGCUUGCAGCGGAGCUCAAUGGCAUAUUAUGUUUCGAAAUGGAAGCGGCUGGGCUGAUGGACAACUUUCCAUGUCUUGUCAUCAGAGGUGUUUCGGACUACUCAGACUCGCAUAAAAACAAGGACUGGCAGGGUUAA
Aspergillus luchuensis is the source of this 948-nucleotide messenger RNA. RefSeq names its product 5'-methylthioadenosine/S-adenosylhomocysteine nucleosidase family protein. The record is from RefSeq and is a predicted model, not a curated record. NCBI's taxonomy places the organism in Eukaryota, Fungi, Ascomycota, Eurotiomycetes, Eurotiales, Aspergillaceae. Gene Ontology annotation, molecular function: catalytic activity. Bases 1 to 948 code for a protein of 315 amino acids. Gene Ontology annotation, biological process: nucleoside metabolic process. The transcript has a single exon.